AGUUUACCCACCUCUAAUCUUACCACUACAGCACUGGGCACAAGCUAGACUACGUCCAUGUGUUUUAGUUCCAACGUCAUGAGACAUUAUUUAACCAAUAAUACUUUCUAAUAUUCCUAAUAAAACCCCUCAGUUGUUCGCGCUCUAUCAUUUUAAAAGUGGUAUAUAUUUCCGCGUUAUUUUGUCCCUGCCUACAUUACCGCUUAAACGAGUUUUAUUUUGAAGGUUCGAUGCGGAAAUGUUUUUUCCUGUAGACCUCCUCCAGUGAAGUCUAACUGCGGCCGCGGCGGGGCACUCAUGCACAGCAUGAACGAGUCUCCAUCCUCUAUAGACUGCAAUUUAAGAUGGAAUCUCCUGAAAACCCGUCCGGACAGGCUGUAGGUGUCGGGCGGGAUGCUCCAGCGACCCCCGUGGAUGUGGACACCGCGGUGCUCUUGCUGGGAGCCGGGGUUACAGCCUUCACGCACCCGCUGCUCUACGUGAAGCUACUAAUACAGAUGGGACACGAACCUCUGCCCUCCACCGUGGGAACAACCAUGUUCGGACGGAGAGUCUUGUACCUGCCCGGCUUCUUCUCCUACGUGCGACACAUCGUGAAGGUGGACGGAAGCAGGGGGCUCUUCCGCGGCCUGUCGCCUCGUAUCAUGUCUAGUGCCAUCUCCACUGUGGUCAGGAGCGGAGUGAAACGGGUGCACAGGGCAGCGCGGUGUAGCAGGUUACAGUCUGACAUGGAGGUCGAUGUGUUUAUGCAGGUGGAUAUUCUCUCCAAGAAAGAUGACCUGCAGACUUCACUCAGCAAAGUGGUUAAAGAGACCUCCCAUGAGAUGCUCAUCCAGAGUAGCCACUCAUCCUCUUCAUGUGGGAUGUUCAGCUGCAUGGUCAAGAUUUUUAAGGAGGAAGGACUCGCUGGGAUCUAUGUCGGUCUCGUACCUCAUGUGGCCGGAGAGGUCCUAUUCCUGUGGUGCUGUAACCUCCUGGCUCACAUCAUUAACACCUACGCUGUGGAUGAGAGCUUCAGCCAGGCCUCAGCCAUCAGAAGCUACACUAAGUUUGUGAUGGGUAUUGCAGUGAGUGUUCUGACAUAUCCGUUCAUGCUGGUGGCUGAUCUCAUGGCAGUUAACAACUGUGGCUUGGCUGCAGGUCUUCCUCCUCACUCCCCCAUCUUCAAGUCCUGGCGCCACUGCUGGAAUCACCUGAGCAACAAAGGUCACCUCUUCAGAGGAUCCAGCUUCUUUUUCCGCCGGGCUCCUGUGACCUCGCUGCCUUACAUUGAGGAAUGACAUCAUCUUCUUCUGGACAGUUCCAGGAGUGCUAAUGAACCUUUCCAGUUAAUGUAAAGUUUCUUGAAGCUUCUUGAGGCAAGGUGAAAAGACACCAUACAAACAUGUUCAAUUAUGUCAUUGUCAUGCAGUGCAGUGAGGGAGACACCGCUAAAUGACCAUCAUCAAUAAUCCUCAAUAACCACUGUAGAAUAUAAUCACUCCAUGCAUCAGCGCUCUCCUCUAAGUAAUGCUACAACAUUAACAAACAAAUGUAUCUUUACAUUGUUUUCCAUUGCAAAAAGGUUAUUCAAGCCGACAAAAUAUUUCCCAAAUACGUGUCUAACCCACCAGGGGCUUAGUAGGUGGAACUUUUAACAUGGCUAAAAUAUGAGAUUUGCUCCUUUUAAUUGAAGAGAUUAUAUCAGGAUUAUGAUAUAUUUUCAAUAUAGAGUUAAGUACCUGAUAAACUACAAUUUUUGUUUCAUGAAUGCAAUGCGCUUUUGUAGUUUUCAGUAACACAUUGACAGGUCACAGUCUAGUCAUUUAUCAGGUAGAUCUCUUCUAUGUGGCUUUGUAUUGACAAUAUACAGUAAAAUGUAUAUCAGAUGUAUUAUAUUUUUAUUAUGUCAUGAUAAUGUCAAAACUAAAAUUGACUCAUUAGCUCAGUUUGAGUUUACUGGAAAUUCUCUUUUUGGAAUAAGCUUUCAUGUUUUCAAAGGGUCCUCAACAAAAACAAGUAACAAACAAUGGAUCAAAUAACACGUAAGACAUACCUUGUAUACCGAUUAUGAAAUUAAAAAAUAAACACAUUUUAUGUCG
Molecule: messenger RNA, 2081 nt
Organism: Gasterosteus aculeatus aculeatus (three-spined stickleback)
Lineage: Eukaryota; Metazoa; Chordata; Actinopteri; Perciformes; Gasterosteidae
Source: RefSeq, a predicted model, not a curated record